AUGUCACCCUCGUCGCCACUCCCAGUCGCGUCUGAUGCCAUUGGCAGACGCGACUUUGCAGCCGCGGUCACGACGGAUUUUGCAUUUCUGGUGCACUCGCCAGAGACGGUCGCAAACAAAAUGCCUCCGGACGUCGACAACAAACCUCUCGCGCGCCAGAAACGCAGACGCACCUCCAAGGAGGACGAAGACGUUCUCAAGGCCGAGUACCUGAUCAACUCCAAGCCAGACAAGGCUGCGCGUCUGGAGAUCGUCCGCAAAGUCGCGCUUGGCGAGAAGGAGGUCCAGAUCUGGUUUCAGAACAAAAGACAAAACGACCGCCGCCGCUCGCGACCGCUCGAGCCUUCUUCUUCUGCGUCGCUCAUGUCGUCAUCAUCCAACAUGUCUGAUCCCGCGACCGAAGACGAGCACGCGCGCGAGGACGGGAACGCGCCGGAGCCGGGGGCAGAGAUGCCGAAGACCGACGCACCCGCGCAACCAACGACAUCUGAAGCCACAUCAGACGAAACCGUGCCGGUGCCGCACGCAAACGCGCAGACGGCAGCAGCAGUCGAAGAUACGACUCAGACAGCAACAGCACAGCCAACAGUAGAGGCCUCGACCGCCCUCCAGCCCACUGACGCCGCGCCCACAGAAAUCAGCAACUCGCAGCAAAGCGCAUCGGCGUCGCAGGGUGCGCAGCCGCGGACAUCGUGGAUCUCGAACCGUCGUAGUGCGUCGUUCGUGCGCUCUGCUGAAGACUACGCGUCAGAGACGAUCACGUUCCCAAAUGCACCUCCCACGGCCGUUGAGUCUCCUGAGGCGCCCAAGUCCAAGUCAGCGGAUACGCGUCCCCUGAAACGCGCACACUCUUUCGUGCGGAUAGCUACAAACGAAGAUGGCUUAGCACGCGUCGUCACAGAUCUCGACAAGACGCCGUCGCCGCCCCACCCAAAGACCACACCAGUCCCUUUCGCCCGUGCCGCCGCCGGUCUACGACGAAGUUAUAGCGCCGCAGGCUUGAACGACCGUCUCUUCGCUGCAGCGAGGGGAGAGCCCAGCCCCAAGAUGGCACGCAUAUCACCCAACAUCGGAAGGAGCAGAGACUCGAGAGCCUGGGAGUUCUGGUGCGACCCUGACACACGGCACAACACGAGCUUGACAGCGCGUGCAGAGCAGGAGGGCAGCGGCAGUGCGGCAGACGCGAUUGGACUACUGCGCGCGAACAGGAGGAUCUUGACUCAGAACCAGGCACGACAAAACACCCCUCUGAAGUCGAGGCAGAGCUCGCACAAGGCACCUGGCUCUUCGGGCGUGAAGAAAUCCCGCGGUUCCAUGCAACGCGCAUCGACGUUCAACGUCUUCUCAAGUGGGAAGAAGCCGAAGGACAGCGACGAGACUGAGUCAGACGACUUCCCCUCGACAGAAUCAGACAAGGAAAAUUGGGAGCCAGACAUGCCGAAGUCGGUACGAAGGCGUGGACUUGCUACCCCUGGCUCGGCCACACGACCUCGCAAGGUCCUCGGCGAGAAUACCAACAUCAUCUCACAGAGUGCGAGCCUUGGUGCCUUGCUCGCGAAAGCAAAGAAGGGAGGCAAGGCUGCCAUCGACCCAGAGCAGGACGACGAGCUGCGAACGUUCAUGAACGGCGACAGUGGCAGUGCUCGUACCAACUUGAGCUCGGCGGAAGAAGCUGGCUGCGUUGAAGGGUUGCUAGCACUCAGCCAAGGCCAGUGGAGGUGA
Didymella exigua CBS 183.55 is the source of this 1722-nucleotide messenger RNA. RefSeq lists its product as uncharacterized. Gene Ontology annotation, biological process: regulation of transcription by RNA polymerase II; cell differentiation. The transcript has 3 exons. Gene Ontology annotation, molecular function: RNA polymerase II cis-regulatory region sequence-specific DNA binding; DNA-binding transcription factor activity, RNA polymerase II-specific. The record is from RefSeq and is a predicted model, not a curated record. Lineage: Eukaryota; Fungi; Ascomycota; Dothideomycetes; Pleosporales; Didymellaceae. Bases 1 to 1722 code for a protein of 573 amino acids.